Molecule: messenger RNA, 3173 nt
Organism: Galleria mellonella (greater wax moth)
Lineage: Eukaryota; Metazoa; Arthropoda; Insecta; Lepidoptera; Pyralidae
Product: zinc finger protein 468-like
Exons: 6
Coding region: 298-1113 (271 amino acids)
Biological process (GO): regulation of transcription by RNA polymerase II; central nervous system development
Cellular component (GO): nucleus
Molecular function (GO): RNA polymerase II cis-regulatory region sequence-specific DNA binding; DNA-binding transcription factor activity, RNA polymerase II-specific; zinc ion binding
Source: RefSeq, a predicted model, not a curated record
CAUUGUUUUAGGUAAACGUGAAACAUAUUAGGUUCCUACGUGUUUGUGUUCUACUUCUCCGGUUGUUUAUUUUUAAUGCUUUGCAUUGAGAUUUACAUUUUUAUUUAGUAUUCAGUUAAGAAAAAAUCUUUCUUCAUUAUUUUAUCAACACAUAAACGUUCCACUUUUGUCGUCUUUCACAAUGUUUGUCUUGGGAAAGUGAUUUCAAGAAUAAAACAAUAUUUGCCAUUAUAGUUGUUAACUAGUAAAUAAACAUAAAAUUCUUAUUGCGUAAAUAAAACAGACAUUUAUAUAACCAUGGAAGAACCUAGUGUUAUUUUAUUUUAUGAGAAAUGUAGGCUGUGUCUCAAUCAACAUGGUAAAUAUAAUAUUUUCGACGUGGAAGACUUGUGUGUCGAUAUAUUACUACAUACAGGAGUUGAGAUCUCCCAGUUGGAUAAUCUGCCACAGAGGAUUUGUGAAGAUUGUGCAGAAAUCAUAAAGAAAGCAAAACAGUUAAGGAUAUUAGCAACAAAGAAUGAUUCAAACUUGAGAUUAUUGUUUGCCAGUGAAGUAAAUGUAGACCAAAGUCAGUCUGUAGAAUUAAAUAAUACAAUAUCAAGCAGUGCAGAUGAAGUUAGGAAUAAACAAGAAACUGAAAACUCAAACAAACCAUGUCGAAAUAAAGAUGCCGAGGAAAACGUGACAAAAUUUAAUUCUAAAAAGGAAAAAACAAUAGCAGUUAGAAAAGAUUUGUUUGAAACUUUAACGGUUAGUUCAUCAACUAAAAGCCAUUCAAAUCCUAGUGACAUCAAAAAGAAUGUAAACAAAAGUAAAAAAUGCAAGAAUAAGUCAGAUCAGUCUGAAACAUAUAAAUGUCAAGAAUGCAAAAAGGUAUUCGAUAAACCGAAAAAGCUGUAUCUACACAAACGCGUUCACAACAAGACAGUAGUAUGCCCGUUGGACGCGUGCAACAAAACUUUCGCCACAAGGAGCGACCUAGAGAAGCAUUUCCGAACGCACACAGGUGAAAAACCGUAUGAAUGUUGUAUAUGCCAACAAAGUUUCACGCAACGCGGCACGCUUAAAGCACACAGACGGGCCGUGCAUCAAGACGUGUUAAAUGAAAGUUAAAUGCGCUAAUUAGUUCAAAUAUAAAAUAAUAAGAGAUUAAUUAAAUUAAGAAUUAAUGGAUAUUUUGUGUGUUAAACAAUUAUUUGAUUUGUAUAGAUUUUGCUGAAAAUUGUCUCUCGUCAGAUUUAAUAGUCUGGGAUCUUCCCAGAGCAAACAUAAAUAAAAUUUUGCCUAUGGAUAAAUUCUCCGUCGUUUGCGGAGGUCAUCAUAGGGGUAUACAGAGGGAGGGCUUAGUGGAGUGUGUCCACACCAGAGUAAGAAACAGAGCCCUCAGAUAUAAGCAAAAACAGGUUAGAGAGUUUAUGUGUCUUUUUUAAAAGGCCAGGUCUUCCUAGAAAAUAUUUAAACACGUCAAUGGAGGCCAGUAGUAUUUGAUUGUCACUUUUGAAUUACGAAUACAUCUCAAAAGUACAAAACUAGUAUUUCAUAAGCUAAAAUAAGUAUUUAUAAUAUUUGGUUUUAACAUUUUUGUAAAGUAUGCUGUAUAAAGUAGCAACCGAGAACACGGUGUAGCAUUUAGUUUUUUUUUUUUAAAUGGGUGGUAAUGGAGUGGUACUCCACCUACGCUAUCGGUGGGGCACCAGUAUGGGAUGAUAGGUGAGGAUGAAAAGGCAGGUCAGUUAGUCCAUCGUGACGAAUUCUACUAAAAUUUACCACGAUGGUUUCCAGGGGAAACUGCGUGGAGCUCGACCUGAUAGGGUGUAUUGUUAGCAAUGGGUCAGUUAGAUCCUAUUACUAACAAUCCCUUUCCCCCCUAGCUUUUCGAUUGUCGUAUAUGGAACUGUGGUAACAUUGAUAGGAAAACCUGUCAUAUAAAGUGCGUGUAUGUAAUAUAUAGUAUGUAAAUAUGUAUAAUGCUUCCUUACAUAUAAAUUAACUUCAUAUGCAGUAAGUGUAUAUAUACUUUAUUUAUUUUUACUUAAAAUAUACGAUAAUAUGACAUAUUAUCAAUGUGUAUGUAUAUUAGUAGCGAGUCUAUUGUGGUAGAUCGUGAGUAGAACUUAUUAUAUUGUAUUUUACUAUAUCUAUAUAUUUUAUUUACCUAUUAUAGAGGAAUAGAUAUAUAAUAAAAUACUGUAUUUUAAUCCAGUCAAAACGUUUUAUUGUUAUUUAAUAAGAUUCUUAUAAUGGGUGCUUUCUGUGUUAACCUGUCUGACCUAAUCAUUUGACUACGGACUAUUUCAAAAAGUAUUAUAAUCGGUCAUAAAAAAGUAUUGUGUAUAAAUAAAGUUGUUACUAUUUAGGUAUUUUGUUUUGAACAUUAUUCUUUGACCCUGUAUUAAAGCACCACUGCAGUGUUAGUAUGUACCACAACAUGGUAACAGGGUGCUUAGCUACAUGUAAUUUUAUUAUUCUUUAUUUAUAAUUUUUAUGUAUUGUUUUGACGAUACAAUGAACUCCUCAAUUAUAUUUUUAUACAUAAUAUAAUUAUGUUUGUGCAACACACAUUCGCAUUAUACAUUUAAAUAAUGUCAUUAAUUUAUUAAAUUAUGAUUAAUUUUAUUUACAUAGACAUUUUAUUUUAUAGUGAUAAUAAUCAUAAUGAAUUCAUAAUGAAGUAAUCUUAUCGAAGUGCGACGUCAGAAUUGUCAUUUUUCAAAAACUUAAUAUUUCUUUUUUUAAUAUUUCUGAAUUUUUAAUAUUUAAUUUUCUGAUUGAUCUGUUAAUCAUAGAACAAAUUAAACGUAAAUCAAUCACUAAAUAAAAAUCUACCUCAUUGUCUUGUUUUAAAGUUUUCAUAUAGGUACUUUUUGUCAUGAAAAUCAAAAAUUUCAAAGAAUAUUAAUUCUAUUGUAUGAUUAACAUUUUAGCGCGCUAUCAGAGUACUUUUUAAUUAUAUAUUAUUACUAUUUAAUUAUUAUAUGGAAAUAUUGGUAAUUGAUUAUUUAGUUUUUAAAUAUUGACAGAUAAUUCUGAGGUUAUUGCAUGAAUGUACUUAGUAGAUAAGGGCCAAGUGGAGGUAGAUUGAGCGACGUCCGACAAUAAAUUAGAAACGCACCCCCGGCCCCAAGUUCUGUAUAGCUUGCAGUUUGUAUUUUUUUUUUUUUUUUUUUUUUAUU